Molecule: messenger RNA, 5778 nt
Organism: Ceratitis capitata (Mediterranean fruit fly)
Lineage: Eukaryota; Metazoa; Arthropoda; Insecta; Diptera; Tephritidae
Product: splicing factor 3B subunit 2
Exons: 6
Coding region: 398-4846 (1482 amino acids)
Biological process (GO): protein folding in endoplasmic reticulum; mRNA splicing, via spliceosome
Cellular component (GO): membrane; U2-type spliceosomal complex; nucleus
Source: RefSeq, a predicted model, not a curated record
AAUCAUUUUCGUGAAACGGCUUGGCAGUUGAUUCUUUUGUGCAGUGUUCUUAUUCUCGCAGCUCAUAUUACAACCGAAAAAUUACAGUUUACACCGUUUUCAGUCCAAAUAAUACGGGAAAAAUAAAAGAUUUACGAAACAACGCUAAACGGUUUAUAAAGCGCGAAAGAAAGGUGUCUUAAUGUUUCCUUGUAUCUGUGAAAUGUUGCAGCGGUUUGCAAAAGUGUAGUGAAAGCCAAGACAAGCGAGUGAGCCAAACGUGCCAAAGGGAAACAAAGCACUAAAAAAAAUUGUAAUCGAAACCAGGCAAUGUUUGAAAAUACGCUAUAUUAAAUGAAACAAAAAAAUAAUAAUUUGCAUUAAUCUACCAAGCGUUUAUAAUGUGCAUGCAAAAAAUAUGCGUUUCAAUUUGCAAUUAGCCUAUUUGGGCCUGUUAUCGGUGACGUGUAUUUCGAGUUGCUUGCUCUUCUUUGUGCUACUCACAGAGAAUACUAAAUAUGUAGCUGCUUGUAGUGACGAGAACACGGUUUUACCUGCACAAAUUGAUGCAGCUGCCAAUGAGAAUGCUAAUGCGCCAGUGACGCCUGUUACCAAGGCACAUGAAGAUAUCUUACCGAAUUAUAAAAAAGUGAAAAAAUUAAUAAAUAAUGAUGGUGAAGAAUCAAUUCCAGUCAUUGCUAAUGAAUUGGAUAAUUUCCAAAUUAUCGACGAAAACAAAGCAACGGAAUCAGCUGAAAGCUUGUUGCUGCCCAAUGUUGUUGUUGAGCGUGCUACUGCAGGUGCAGGUGCCAGUGUUGUUGAUGCAAAUGUGUUAAUAAAUGCAGAAAAUAUUGUAGUUGUAAAUGAAGUGACCGAACAAAAAAAACAAGAUGAAAAUGUAGAAAACAUAGCAAUUGCAACUGAGGUGCCGGCAACAGAGCACAGCGAUGAUUUGCAAAAUGUGAAUACACAAGAUAACAUGCCAGAAGGCUUGCCUGAUAUCACCGAGAUCCCAACAAUAACGGUGACAGAAUUGCCAUUGGAAAUUUUAGAACCAACACGUGGCAAUAUUGAUGCUUUAAUCAUUGACGCCGCAAAGGAAACCAUUGCGAGAGAACAUGAAAAUCAUACUUUGGAAAUGUUGGAAAGUGGCAGUGAGGUGAUAAGAAAAGAUGAAGAAAUCAUAAAAUUUGACGACUCUGGCGGCGCUGAAAAGAUGCAGCCUACGCAGCAAACGGACGCAGAUCUCACUUCAAAUGAAAUUCCACAUAACAUUCCAACGGUCAAUGCAACUAAAGCGGCAAUAUCACCAACGCCAGCGACACCAACACCAGCAACAGCAACAGGAACACCAAAUGAGAACGAGAGCCAAGCAACUGCCAGCACCGCACCGCCCACGGAAGAACCCACAACCGGUGAUGACAAUACGGCGAACACUGUAAAUCUCACCGUCGAAGAGGUGCCAAUACCGGUCUUCUCUGAGUGGGCGCAAAAGCAAAUGGAAGAGGCUGAGAAGCAACAAGCAAAAGAACAAGAGGAGGUGAACACAUCCACGCAGAAGAAGAACCUCACCAAUGGCGAUGGUAAGCGUGCGGCACCACUUAAAAUGCGCAACAAAAACUAUGCAUCACCCGAUUGUGGCGCCAAAAUUAUCGCCUCCAAUGCAGAUGCGAGCAACACGGGCGCAGUGUUGAGCUCCUCCAAGGACGAGUACAUGUUGAGUCCGUGUGGCAACCGUAUCUGGUUUGUCGUCGAACUCUGCGAAGCGAUACAGGCGCAAAAAGUUGAGUUGGCCAAUUUUGAAUUGUUCUCUUCGUCACCGAAAAAUUUCACUGUAGCCGUCUCAAAUCGUUUCCCCACGCGCGAUUGGUCCAACGUGGGACGUUUCAUAGCAGAGGAUAAACGUAGUGUACAGAGCUUCGAUUUACAUCCACAUCUAUUUGGUAAAUUUGUACGCGUCGAUAUACAUUCGCAUUACUCCAAGGAGCAUUUCUGUCCCGUUUCACUUUUUCGUGUCUUCGGCACAUCUGAAUUUGAGGCAUUCGAAACAGAGAACGCGCCUCAUAACGACUUGGAAGACUUUGACGACGAUUUCGUGCAGGAGCAAGUGCUUUCCAAGAGUGCUGAUACAAAUCUCUUCAAAUCGGCCUCCGAUGCAGUGCUCUCAAUGGUAAAAAAAGCCGCCGAAGUGCUUGUCAAACCAGUACACCAACAAAAUACGACCCAACCUCGCGCCUCCACUCCCACACCAAAGUGCCGUACGCCCGUAGCAGGCCAAUACAGCUGCCACGACUGCAACCAACCGCUGGUGGCUCGUAUAAAUAAUGCGCUCUCGUGCGAAUACGAACAACUGCAAGUCUUGCUCAAAGUGCCAUGGCUGAAGAAAGAUCUACUGCGAACGCGAAUUUGUGCCAAUGAUUAUGGCAUUGAACUGAAAGAAAGAGUCGCCAUCAUCGAAGAUUACACUCAAAAGCAGAUGGACGUGAAACGCAGCUACUAUCUGAACUUGCUACCACCAGAAUAUGUGGGUGCACUAUGCCAACUGCUGGCCACGCAAGAAAAAGCCGCAGCAAUCAAAACCACAACGCAAAACUCGCGUGCGGAAAAUAUGCCUACGGAACCACCUUUGAAUCUGACCAUCGAAAAAAAAUUGAAAAAGGACGACCUCAGAAUAAUCGAUGGCAUGCAAAGAAAACUCGUCACGCCAGAGACAAUAACGAAAACGGCUACUGAAAGCGCAGAAACAAAGUUAAAUGGUGAAGGUGUGCAACCCACACCAUCAACUACCAUCAGCAAUGGCGAAGGGGGCAUAGUGGAAGAUGAGCAGCUUGUACGUCCGCCACGAGCGCACGCAGAUACCGCAACAGAUGCCACCACACAAGCACCUGCUGGCGGUAGCAACGAACCCAUGCCCGAUGUAAAUAUAUUCAAUGUACCUGCACAUACCUUGGAGCAAGAAGAAAAACAUACGCCAACCAGUGAAACAACCGAGAGCAGCCACAACGUGGAGUUAAGUAGUGGCGAACACAGUGGCGACAGCGACAAAGCUGCCAGCACAACGUCUAUACCGCCAGCUGCCAGUGCAGGUGUGCGGCGUGCACCAGCCGAAGCAGUAAACAACGACAACGCAUCACCCUCGCAGCCGACACUCACAACAACUACCGCCACGACGACACCACCACCACCUCCGGGCACACGCAGUGAAGAGGAUGCGGCUUCGUGGGAAAAUAUCGAUAAUCUAAUCACUUCUACGACAGCAGCACCAGUUGUCGGUGAUCCGAAUGUCCCGACCGCUCAGCCUGGCGUUAAUCUACAGCAGAAAAUACCGAGCGGUCCACAGUCGGAGAGUGUGUUUAUACGGCUUUCCAAUCGCAUUAAGGCGCUUGAACGGAAUAUGUCCUUAUCGGGACAAUACCUGGAGGAGCUUUCAAGACGUUAUAAAAAACAAGUGGAAGAACUACAACUAACACUCACCCAAACAGUACAAACGGUACGCACGCUGGAGGAACAAAGUCGCCGACAAGGCGAGCUCCAACAAAUGCUCGACGAACGCAAUGCCCAACUUAAGGAUGGACUCGACGAAUUGUCACUGCAAGUGCAGGCCUGCAUUGUGGUCAUCAUCUUUGUGGGCGCCUUUGCCUUUCUGCUACUCAUGGUUGGCAUACUCGUUUACCGUUCGAUGCGUCGCGAGACGAAGGAGGUGCUCGCGCUCUAUAACAGCGCCAAUAAAAAGAAGACCGCCAACGCAGUGGCAGCAAUGCAACGGAAACUUAAUCGACGUAAAUCAUAUGAGGAUUUCUCAGAUCAUCAACAGAGCGGCGAAAAGGUGCGACGCCCCAGCGAGGAGGCACUUAUGAUACUUAAAGAGCGUAGCGACGGCGUUGGUAUUGAAGCAGUUGGUGAUACGGCAAAAAAUGGCGUGCAACGUGAGCGGAAAAUAUCCAUUUGUUAUGGCAAUAAUAUGUCAAAUGGUAGUCAAAUGCAUGAAACGAGCACACCGAAUGCGUCGAAUGUAAAGCAGCGACGUAGAGGCGAAAAACAUUCAUGGCCUAACACGGAGCACGCACAACAGCAGGCGCGACGCCACCUCGCACAAUUGAAUGCGAAUCAGGACGGCGCAGCAGAGUUUGCAGAUAGUUUUGACAGAGUUAAUGGACGUCCACCGCGUGCACCGGUGCCACUCACCAACGGCAGUGAAAACCAAAAUAAAUCAGCUGGUGGCAAGACGAAACGAAAAGUGCAAGCACCACGUCGACAAACAUCAGUAUCGAGUGAUUUGAUGAUGGGCAGCACAGGCUUAAGCAAUACAAUAACACCCAUGUCGGCCGCAGAUAUCGAAUACGAUGAGAGUCUACGACUCGAAGAGGAUGACCUCGAUAAUUUUAUACCAACAUCUGAUUUGGCGUAUAAUGAAUUUAUGCCUGAAGGUCCUUCCGGCUAUCAGGUGGAGGAUAAUGUGGAUGCUGUCGACGGCGUGAAUGCGGAGAGCAAGAAGGCUGGCAAGAGACUUGGUCGUCUAAGUGCGCCCGCUUUCUUUAAAUCGCCCUUCGGCAAAAGUCGUAAUAAAUUGCGUAACAGUAAAUCGGCAAAGCAUCCACACGAAUCCACUUCUUGGGAAUGGUAUCGUUCGAAAAACGCCGAAUCAGCAAAACCAUUAAGCGGCUCCGUAUCGGCAAGCGGCGGUUUUAUGCGCGCCUCACCAACAGUCAGUCUGGAUUCAUCCUCCCUUUCGGAAAUUCUACUACCCAACAGCCGUACAGAGAACUCAUUUCGCAUACUCGAAGAGGCCAUACUCUCAUCCGGCGAAAGCAUAGCCGCAAGCAGUGUAGCCACCACCGGCACGAAUGUCACAGAUAAUGUUUUUUAGUUAAGUGGACACGUCGUUUAAAGAAAGCAAUUUUAAAUCAUAAUAUUCACAACAACAACAAUAAAAAUAAGAGCAACGAUCAUCAAAUUUGCAAUAAAUUUAAGAAGAUACUGCUGCUGAAAACUCCUUGACUUGGUGGGAGAAAGUAAGAAGAAGAAAUGUGGAAGAUGUAAGCGCAGAGAGUGGGAAAGCUCUAAAGCUGUAAAGUAUUCUUUUUAUUAAUUGCUACAUAAAAAUUCUUAAAAUUUACAUUAAUUGUAAAAAUGUAAAAAUUGAUUAUAAAUUUAAAAUAUAAAAUUUCAAGCGGAAAAUUUGUUAUUUAUUUACGAAAAUUUGCCAAUUGCCUUUUAGCUAAGUUUGUCUAUUUUGUAAAAUUAAUUAAUAAGUAGCGAUUGAAAUUUAUUUAGGUCAAAUUCAUUGUAAAAAUAUGUAAUGAUGUAUAGAAAAAAAUGUUUAAUUAAAUUGUGGAAAUUUUUACAUUUACAUUUAUGUAAAAUUGAUAAGAAAAAUGAUCGGAAUUGCCUGAAUAUUGUUGAUAUUUGUAAGCAAAUUUAUUGUAUGUAUGUGCAUAAAAAUAUGUACCUGUGUGUAUAUAUAUAUUAUUGUUAAAAAGAAACGAGCGCUGUUUUUAAUGCAUUAAAAUUGAAAAUAUUCAUUUCGUUAAGGCUUAAGAAUACGUUUUUUAGGGUCACUUACACACAUAGAUAAGUAAAUGCAAACAGAUAUAAAUUGAACUGCGUAAUAUAUAUACAUAUAUUUAAUUUCAGUGCAUAUGCGUUGCAUUGUGUUGUACGAAAAUGCGAAAAAAUGCGAGAAAGUUAUUGAAAAAUGCUAAAAAUACCAUAGGAAUUGGGUCAUAAUUUUAUUUCAACUCUGACAAAUGUUAAUAAAAUAAGCGAAAACUUGUAAUAAAUACACACAAUAGCACUGCA